Molecule: messenger RNA, 1125 nt
Organism: Caenorhabditis bovis
Lineage: Eukaryota; Metazoa; Nematoda; Chromadorea; Rhabditida; Rhabditidae
Source: the annotation of a GenBank genome assembly
AUGAAGUAUUCAACAUUGACAGCAAAUAUGAUACCAUUUUGUGUCGUUCCGUUUCUGCUCAACUUGCUCUGCAUUAUCCCAAUUUUCUAUCGACACAAGAAAAAUGGAAAAUCGUUCAGGCAAAACCCAAGCCUCCAACCAAUCCUUUGCCUUCUGAUUGUCGACGUGCUUCUUGCAAUUCAACUCAUCAUUCCCAUCCAUAAUUUUUUCGCCGAAAAAGGCAUUUUCAAUGAGAUCAAUUGCAUUAUAUAUGGAGCCGUCGAUAUGAUAUUAUCGUUGAUGGAAGUGCUAUUGGCUUGUGUCAUCGCGUUUGAUCGAUACAUUGUGACAGUGGCGCCAAAAUGGGGGAAAUGGAGGUGUCACACCAAUUACUUCAAAAUCAUUGCGUUCGGACUGAUCACCGUUUCGAUUUGGAGUUUUGUUCCAAUUGCGGGUUACGGAAAAUACAGCACAUUCGAAAAUGGAAUGUUCUGCUCGAUCGACUGGCGCCAAGGCAAUAUUGACGAGAACUCGGCGGAAUCGCGACUAUUGGCGCAUCGGUACAUCGCGUUUUUGACGGCGACAUGCCUCGUCUUCUUCCUGAUUCCGGUGUGCAUUGCGUCAUCGCUUUAUUAUAGCGUCAUUGAUCACGUCGACAGAGUUCGAAACUCGGAAGGACCUCGCGAUGACACACAAAACCAAAAUGUGUGCACUUGGGCGCCGAAAACCCACAUGGCAAAAGUGGGUCUCGGAUGUCUUCUGGUAUCCGUUGUUCCCUAUUUCGCCUAUUCAAUUGUCUGCUUGAACCCAAUGAAAUCGGACUUUAAACAAAUCAACCAUAUCGUGAUACCUGUGAUAAUCAGUAGGCUCAGUUGUCUUUUGAAUCCGGUCUUCUAUGUUUGCUUGAAUCCUGAGAUGGUACCCAUUGACGAGUGUUUGGCGAAACGGGCAAAACCAAGACCCCAACGACCGCUUUAUCAUACAAUUAAUUUAAUUGCCGAUGUGCCGGGAAUGUCGUUCCCAAUUCUCACACCAACAAUGCCGCGCCGCCAACUGCCCAAAAUUCCGCCGCACUUGGCGUCGCCAUCGAAACCAAGCCUGGCUGAUUUCGAAGACGACGCGAAAGAGUUCACCCCAAUGCUCUGA